Messenger RNA from Grammomys surdaster, 14701 nucleotides. RefSeq names its product ankyrin 2 (gene Ank2). Gene Ontology annotation, molecular function: protein binding. Gene Ontology annotation, biological process: protein localization to T-tubule; regulation of cardiac muscle contraction; signal transduction. NCBI's taxonomy places the organism in Eukaryota, Metazoa, Chordata, Mammalia, Rodentia, Muridae. Gene Ontology annotation, cellular component: T-tubule. The transcript has 48 exons. The record is from RefSeq and is a predicted model, not a curated record. The coding region runs from base 377 to 12358 and encodes 3993 amino acids.
GAGCUCCGGCAGGCAGUGGUGCAUAUAGACAUAUUUCUGGGAGCUGUCCAUGAGCUCAUCGCUCUCCCGGCGCGCGGCGAGGGAAGGAGCCCUCCUCUUUCUCCCCGCGCCACCAGCAGCAGUCGCUUAGAGCGUGUCGCCGGUCCUGCCCGCAGCCCACCCGGCGCGCCAUGACCCCACGGCACCCGGCGGGGAGGUAGGUGGGCUUGAGCAGCAGUACCCCACGGGCGAUCGCUGCCACGGCCGACCUUCUGCGGCCGCCUAGGAGCACGCGGGUCCCCGGGUGAGCCCGAACGCCGCAGGCCCGGAGCGGAAGAGACGAGGACACGCGGGACGGCCGGACUUGACCGAGGGAAGGAGUUCCGAGAACCUGGACAUGGCUUCCCCCACCUCCCCUGGCCCGGAGGGAGGGGCCUGCACCCCGCAGAACCCACCGCGGAUCCGUCAGUCUGACAGCAAUGCCAGCUUCCUCCGCGCUGCCAGAGCAGGCAAUCUGGACAAAGUUGUGGAGUAUCUGAAAGGGGGCAUUGACAUCAACACCUGCAAUCAGAAUGGACUCAAUGCCCUCCAUCUGGCCGCCAAGGAAGGCCAUGUGGGCCUCGUGCAGGAGCUGCUGGGGAGAGGCUCCUCCGUGGACUCUGCCACCAAGAAGGGAAAUACUGCUCUUCACAUUGCAUCAUUGGCCGGACAAGCGGAAGUUGUCAAAGUUCUAGUUAAGGAAGGAGCCAAUAUCAAUGCCCAGUCGCAGAAUGGCUUCACUCCUUUGUACAUGGCUGCCCAGGAGAAUCACAUCGAUGUUGUUAAAUAUUUGCUAGAAAAUGGAGCUAACCAGAGUACUGCUACAGAGGACGGCUUUACUCCUCUGGCUGUGGCACUCCAGCAGGGGCACAACCAGGCAGUGGCCAUCCUCUUGGAGAAUGACACCAAAGGAAAGGUGAGGCUGCCGGCUUUGCACAUUGCGGCUCGGAAAGAUGACACCAAGUCCGCCGCCCUCCUGCUUCAGAACGAUCACAACGCUGAUGUACAAUCCAAGAUGAUGGUGAACAGGACAACCGAGAGUGGCUUCACCCCUUUGCACAUAGCUGCACACUAUGGGAAUGUGAACGUGGCGACUCUUCUUCUAAACCGGGGAGCUGCUGUGGACUUCACCGCCAGGAAUGGAAUCACUCCCCUGCAUGUGGCUUCCAAACGUGGAAACACCAAUAUGGUGAAGCUCCUUCUGGAUCGAGGUGGUCAGAUCGAUGCCAAAACUAGGGACGGGCUGACACCACUUCACUGUGCUGCACGAAGUGGGCAUGACCAAGUGGUGGAGCUGCUGCUGGAACGAGGUGCUCCCUUGCUGGCGAGGACCAAGAAUGGGCUGUCUCCGCUUCACAUGGCUGCACAGGGGGACCACGUGGAAUGUGUGAAGCACCUGCUACAGCACAAGGCGCCUGUUGAUGACGUCACCCUGGAUUAUCUGACGGCUCUUCAUGUUGCUGCACACUGUGGGCACUACCGUGUAACCAAACUCCUGCUGGACAAGAGAGCCAACCCGAAUGCAAGAGCCCUGAAUGGUUUUACUCCACUGCACAUUGCCUGCAAGAAAAACCGCAUCAAAGUCAUGGAACUGCUCGUGAAAUAUGGGGCUUCAAUCCAAGCUAUAACAGAGUCUGGCCUCACACCAAUACAUGUGGCUGCCUUCAUGGGCCACUUGAACAUUGUCCUCCUUCUGCUGCAGAACGGAGCCUCUCCAGAUGUCACUAACAUUCGUGGCGAGACAGCACUUCACAUGGCGGCCCGGGCAGGGCAGGUGGAAGUGGUCCGAUGUCUCCUGAGGAAUGGUGCUCUUGUGGAUGCCAGAGCCAGGGAGGAACAGACGCCUUUACACAUUGCCUCCAGACUGGGUAAGACAGAAAUCGUCCAGCUGCUUCUACAACAUAUGGCUCAUCCAGAUGCAGCCACGACAAAUGGGUACACACCACUCCACAUCUCUGCUCGGGAAGGACAGGUAGACGUGGCCUCUGUCCUUCUGGAAGCUGGAGCAGCACACUCUUUAGCAACCAAGAAGGGCUUCACUCCCCUGCAUGUAGCAGCCAAGUAUGGAAGCCUGGAUGUGGCAAAACUUCUCUUACAACGCCGCGCAGCAGCAGACUCAGCAGGGAAGAAUGGCCUUACCCCGCUCCAUGUUGCUGCACAUUAUGACAACCAGAAGGUGGCGCUGUUGCUGCUGGAGAAGGGUGCUUCCCCUCAUGCCACUGCCAAGAAUGGCUACACCCCUUUACACAUUGCUGCCAAGAAGAAUCAGAUGCAGAUAGCUUCCACGCUACUGAACUAUGGAGCUGAAACGAACACUGUGACGAAGCAAGGCGUCACUCCACUGCAUCUGGCCUCACAAGAGGGGCACACAGACAUGGUCACCUUGCUUCUGGAAAAAGGAGCCAAUAUCCACAUGUCAACCAAGAGUGGACUCACAUCCUUACACCUUGCAGCCCAAGAAGAUAAAGUGAACGUUGCCGACAUUCUCACCAAACAUGGGGCUGAUCGGGACGCCUACACAAAGCUUGGUUACACACCUUUAAUCGUGGCCUGUCACUACGGAAAUGUGAAAAUGGUCAACUUUCUUCUGAAACAGGGAGCAAAUGUCAAUGCGAAAACCAAGAAUGGCUACACACCUUUGCACCAAGCUGCCCAGCAGGGCCACACACACAUCAUUAAUGUCCUGCUCCAGCACGGGGCCAAGCCUAACGCCACCACUGCGAAUGGUAACACAGCCCUGGCGAUUGCUAAGCGGCUGGGCUACAUCUCCGUGGUUGACACCCUGAAGGUUGUGACUGAAGAGGUCACCACCACUACCACGACUAUCACGGAAAAACAUAAGUUAAAUGUUCCUGAGACGAUGACGGAGGUUCUUGAUGUUUCUGAUGAAGAGGGUGAUGACACGGUGACAGGGGACGGGGGAGAAUACCUCAGGCCAGAAGAUCUUAAGGAGCUCGGUGAUGACUCCCUGCCGAGCAGUCAGUUCCUGGAUGGCAUGAACUACCUUCGGUACAGUCUGGAGGGAGGAAGAUCUGACAGUACCAUUCCCAGUUCCGACAGGUCUCACACUCUGAGCCAUGCAUCGUACCUGAGGGACAGUGCCAUGAUUGACGACACGGUUGUGAUCCCCAGCCACCAGGUGUCAGCGCUCGCCAAGGAGGCAGAAAGGAAUUCUUAUCGUCUGAGCUGGGGCACUGAGAACUUAGACAACGUGGCUCUUUCUUCCAGUCCUAUUCAUUCAGGUUUCCUAGUCAGUUUUAUGGUGGAUGCCCGUGGUGGUGCCAUGCGAGGAUGCAGACACAACGGACUGAGGAUCAUCAUCCCACCUCGGAAAUGCACAGCCCCAACUCGAGUCACCUGCCGCCUCGUGAAACGCCACAGACUGGCAACAAUGCCUCCCAUGGUGGAAGGAGAGGGCCUGGCCAGCCGCCUGAUUGAAGUGGGACCUUCUGGAGCUCAGUUCCUUGGUAAACUUCACCUGCCAACGGCUCCUCCCCCACUUAAUGAGGGAGAAAGUUUGGUCAGCCGCAUCCUUCAGCUGGGGCCUCCUGGAACCAAAUUCCUUGGGCCUGUGAUUGUGGAGAUCCCUCACUUCGCUGCUCUUCGAGGAAAAGAGAGGGAGCUGGUAGUCCUGCGCAGUGAAAACGGAGACAGCUGGAAAGAGCACUUCUGUGAAUACACUGAGGAUGAACUGAACGAAAUCCUUAAUGGCAUGGAUGAAGUGCUGGAUAGUCCAGAAGACCUGGAAAAGAAACGGAUCUGCCGCAUCAUCACUCGUGACUUCCCACAGUACUUUGCGGUGGUAUCUCGCAUCAAACAGGACAGCAACCUAAUUGGCCCAGAGGGUGGAGUGCUGAGCAGCACUGUGGUGUCACAGGUGCAAGCUGUCUUCCCAGAGGGGGCACUCACCAAGCGCAUCCGUGUAGGCCUACAGGCUCAACCUAUGCACAGUGAGUUGGUGAAGAAGAUCCUAGGCAACAAAGCAACCUUCAGCCCAAUAGUCACUUUGGAACCCAGGAGAAGAAAAUUCCACAAGCCGAUUACUAUGACUAUUCCUGUCCCCAAAGCUUCAAGUGAUGUCAUGCUAAAUGGUUUUGGAGGAGACGCACCAACUUUAAGAUUACUGUGCAGUAUAACAGGUGGAACUACGCCUGCCCAGUGGGAAGACAUCACAGGAACCACGCCUCUAACAUUUGUCAAUGAGUGUGUUUCCUUUACAACCAACGUGUCCGCCAGGUUCUGGCUGAUAGACUGUCGACAGAUUCAGGAGUCCGUUGCCUUUGCAUCACAAGUGUAUAGAGAAAUUAUCUGUGUACCGUAUAUGGCCAAAUUUGUAGUGUUUGCCAAGUCACAUGACCCCAUUGAAGCCAGGUUGCGGUGUUUCUGUAUGACAGAUGACAAAGUAGAUAAAACCCUUGAACAACAAGAAAACUUCUCUGAGGUGGCCAGGAGCAGGGAUGUGGAGGUAUUAGAAGGAAAACCUAUUUAUGUUGAUUGCUUUGGCAACCUGGUACCACUAACCAAGAGUGGCCAACAUCAUAUAUUCAGUUUUUUUGCUUUCAAAGAAAACAGACUUCCUCUCUUUGUUAAGGUACGUGACACAACCCAGGAACCUUGCGGGCGACUCUCAUUUAUGAAGGAACCCAAAUCCACAAGAGGACUGGUGCAUCAAGCUAUUUGCAACUUAAACAUCACCCUGCCGAUUUAUGCCAAGGAAUCGGAGUCAGAUCAAGAGCAGGAGGAAGAGAUCGGUAUGACAUCAGAGAAAAAUGAUGAGACAGAGUCGACAGAAACAUCUGUCCUGAAAAGCCACCUGGUUAAUGAAGUUCCUGUCUUAGCAAGUCCGGACUUGCUUUCUGAAGUUUCUGAGAUGAAACAAGAUUUGAUCAAAAUGACGGCCAUCUUGACCACAGAUGUGUCUGAUAAGGCAGGUUCAAUCAAAGUGAAGGAGCUGGCAAAGGCCGGUGAAGAAGAGCCAGGCGAGCCCUUUGAAAUUGUAGAGAGAGUGAAAGAGGACUUAGAGAAGGUGAAUGCGAUCCUGAGGAGUGGAACGUGCGUGAGAGACGAAGGCAGAGUGCGGAGUUCUCAGUCUGAGCGGGAGCUAGAGGAGGAAUGGGUUAUUGUCAGUGAUGAGGAGAUCGAAGAGGCCAAGCAACACGCCCCAGUAGAAAUUGCUGAACACCCAUGUAUAGAGGUCAGAGUAGACAGAGAGACCAAGGCUAAAGUCGAGAAGGACUCCACUGGGUUAGUGAACUACCUCACAGACGAUCUAAAUGCAUACACUCAUCCUCAUGAAAAGAAGCCACAAACAGCUCCAGAAAAGUCAGGGGAGACAAGUCAGGCUUCAGCUGUUGGCAAGAGCUCUGAGAGUAAUAAAGGGAAGGCCACUCCAGCAGAGGAGAAACAGGGUGCUCAGAAGCAGCUCAAACCAGGCCUGGCAAUAAAGAAGCCAGUACGGAGGAAACUAAAGGAAAAGCAGAAACAGAAAGAGGAAAGCUCGCCGCAAGACAGUGAAGAAAAGACCGAACUUAAGAAAGGUAGUUCAGAGGAGUCAGUAGAGGAAGACCGGGGUCUGGCCCCUGAACCCCUUCCCACUGCCAAGGCCACCUCUCCUCUGAUAGAAGAAACUCCUAUUGGCUCCAUAAAGGACAAAGUGAAGGCUCUUCAGAAGCGAGUGGAAGAUGAACAGAAAGGUCGAAGCAAGCUGCCAGUCAGGGUCAAAGGCAAAGAAGAUGUGCCCAAAAAGACUUCUCCCAGGACACACACAGCUGUGUCACCCUCUUCAAAGUCAUCGCCUUCUUCUAAAACAGAACGGCACUCUUCCCUUUCUUCCUCUGCAAAAACUGAAAGGCACACGCCAGUGUCACCAUCAGGCAAAACCGAGAAACACUCACCUGUUUCACCCUCGGCAAAAACCGAACGACAUUCACCAGGAUUUUCAGGUAAACCCGAGAAACAUUCACCUGGUUCUCCCUCAAUGAAAAAUGAAAGACAUUCCCCUGUGUCAUCUGUAAAAACAGAACGACACACACCUGUGUCACCUUCAGGCAAAACAGACAAACGUCCACCUGUCCCAUCAUCUGGAAGAACAGAGAAACAUCCUCCAGUGUCACCUGGCAAAACAGAAAAACGCUUGCCCAGUACACCUUCUAUAAGAACCCCAGAGAAGCAGGCACCUGGGUCUGCCACAGGGAAACAUGACAAGCACCUGCCCGUGUCUCCUGGAAAGACAGAAAAGCAGCCACCUGUAUCUCCUACCUCCAAGACCGAACGAAUCGAGGAGACAAUGUCUGUCCGGGAGCUCAUGAAAGCAUUCCAGUCAGGUCAGGACCCAUCUAAACACAAAACAGGACUCUUUGAGCACAAAUCAACAAAACAGAAACAAUCACAAGAUAAAGGUAAAAGUCGGGUAGAAAAAGAAAAAGGGCACACUGUAACCCAGAGAGAAACCCAGAGAAUAGAAAAUCAGACAGCCAAGCGUGGCCAGAGAUUCCAGGUUACAGGACCUACGGAAUCCAGACGGUUCCGUUCUACCACCAUCACUGUUGGGCUCAGGAUGGAAGAUCCAGUUAGAGAAAGGUUUGAGAGAACCCCCAUCAUUAAAACACCCGAGGCAGUUCCAUCAGUGGCAGCAGAAGAAAGCCAUCUCAGGAGCGAGAGCCUUCAAGGGAAGAUAGUGGAUGAGCAGGGAGACAUGGAUCUUCAGAUCAGCCCAGACAGGAAAACCUCCACUGACUUUUCAGACGUCAUCAAACAAGAGUUAGAAGACAAUGACAAAUACCAACAAUUCCGCCUCACUGAGAACACUGAAAAGGCUCAGAUCCAUUUAGAUCAAGUAAUCACGAGUCCCUUCAACACAACAUUUCCACUAGAUUACAUGAAAGAUGAGUUCCUUCCAGCUCUGUCUUUACAGAGUGGUGCGUUGGGUGGCAGUUCUGAAAGCCUGAAACAGGAAGUGAUAGCAGGCUCGCCUUGUGGCAGCCUGAUGGAAGGCACACCUCAGAUCAGUUCAGAAGAGAGCUACAAACAUGAGGGCCUAGCAGAAACUCCUGAGACAAGUCCAGAGAGUCUUUCUUUCUCACCAAAGAAAAGUGAGGAACAAAUUGGAGAGGCCAAGGAAGCUAUCAAGGUAGAAGCACCCACAGACGUUCAUUCAGAAAAAGAGCUUCCUAUAGCUAAGGACAUUACUGAUAGUUCUGAAAAACAAGGUGCUGUGGUCACUGGGGGUUCAGAGCCCUCUACAGAGCAUUUUCCAAAGGAGGUCACCCAAGACUCUCCUAAAGAUGUGUGCUCCAAACAAGAUGGCUGCCCUGGCAGCCAGAGUAUAUCAUUAGCAAAUGAGCCAUGCCAGGCAUUUACUGAGAAAGAGUCCUCCUGUGGUGAAAGUCAGCUCCCACUUGUUAGUUCAGCUUAUAAGACACAACCAGAAAGUGAAACUCAGGAAUCCUUAACUCCCUCAGAAGUGACAAAGGCCUUCCCACCAUCUGAUGCUUCUGUCAAUACAGUUGAGGGACCAGAACCAAAGCCCCAGGGAGUUAUUAGAAGUCCCCAAGGGCUAGAACUUCCUCUCCCUAACCGGGAUAGUGAGGUUCUCAGCCCAAUGGCUGAUGAAUCAUUAGCAGUCAGCCACAAAGACUCUCUGGAAGCCAGCCCUGUACUAGAAGAUAACUCCUCACACAAAACUCCUGAUUCUCUGGAACCUAGCCCUCUGAAAGAGUCACCUUGCAGGGACUCCCUUGAAAGCAGCCCAGUUGAGCCUAAAAUGAAGGCAGGAAUUCUCCCAAGUCACUUUCCUCUUCCUGCUGCUAUUGCCAAAACAGAUCUUGUUGCCGAAGUGGCCUCUAUGCGUUCUCGGCUGCUCCGAGACCCUGAUGGCAGUGCUGAGGAUGACAGUCUAGAGCAGACAUCACUUAUGGAGAGCUCAGGGAAAAGCCCCCUCUCCCCUGACACCCCCAGCUCUGAAGAAGUUAGCUAUGAGGUCACACCCAAACCUUCAGAUUCAAGUACACCCAAACCAGCUGUGAUUCAUGAAUGUGCAGAAGAGGAUGACUCUGAAAAUGGGGAGAAAAAGAGGUUCACACCAGAAGAGGAAAUGUUCAAAAUGGUAACCAAAAUUAAAACGUUUGAUGAACUUGAGCAAGAAGCAAAGCAGAAAAGAGACUACAAAAAAGAAGCUAGGCAAGAUGGCUCCUCCUCAGCCUCGGAUCCCGAUGCUGACUGUUUAGCAGAAGUAGAUGAACAGAAACAGACGGAGGGCACAGAGAGUGAAAGUGAGGUCCCUGUCUUGGUGACUUCGGAGAGCAGAAAGGUUUCUUCCUCCUCAGAGAGCGAACCUGAGCUGACACAGCUGAAUAAAGGCGCUGACUCGGGACUUCUGACCGAGCCAGUUAUUCGAGUGCAACCUCCAUCUCCCCUCCCAUCCAGCAUAGACUCUAAUUCCAGCCCUGAAGAAGCCCAGUUCCAGCCCAUAGCUCCCAAGCAAUAUACGUUCAAGAUGAAUGAGGAAGUUCAAGAAGAGCCAGGUAACCCAGAAGAAAAUAAAGAUUGCAAGUCACAUUUAGCCGAAGACCGUCAGACUCAUUCUGCUGAUGGUGCCGAUGGGUCUUACAAUGACCUGGACAGAGAGACGACUCAGCCAGAAACCUGUGAUGGCCACGGCUGUGAGGCUGUGAGUCCUAGCAACUCAGCCACUCCCAUCUCCCUAGAAGUUCAGAGUCCAGAGUGUAAUGAUAUCGAUAAGCCCCUGGCCAUUGAUAAAGACGCACUAGCUCUCCAGGAUAUUCAUGAAAGUGACCAAGAAGAAAAAGAAUUUGAUCCUUCCAGAGUGGAAUCUACACAACAAGCAGAUCUUCCCAGUGAAAGUGCUUCCUUGUCUUCUUCAUCUCAUUGUGCAGUACCUGAAGGAAAUGAAUCAGCUAAAGAAAUACCAUCCCCAUCUUCCCCUGUAAAAGUAGAAGUCACAAUAACUGACCAGGCUUUGGAGAGCAUGUCAGAGGACUGUCCCAUUCAAGAGUCAUCUAUGACAACUCAAACAGAGAGGUUUGCCUUGGAUGUUCCAGAGUCUGAUUUAGCCGAGAUUGAUGAAAAUUCUGAUCCUCAAAUCAUCAGUCCUUAUGAAAAUGUUCCUUCCUCGUCUUUUUUCUCUGGUGAGCCCAGCAAAAUCCAAACAGAUACCUGUCAUACCACAGUCGUUCAUUCACCUGAAGUGUACUCUGUCAUCAUCAGAUCCUCUCCUGAGGCUGUUGUAAUGACAAACUCCUCUGAUAGAGCUGUCUCAGGUGAAGAAUCUAAUUGUGAGAACCUCGACCUAGAAACUGAAUCUGAGCAAAAAAGUGCUUUGUGGGCAGUGAAGUCUGAUGAGCCUCCCUUGUCUGUAGCACCCACUACACCAAAUGCACCAGUAGUCACUGGCGAUCACGUAAGCAGAGUCAUCAUCACAAAAACUGAUGUGGAUGCCGACUCCUGGAGUGAGAUCCGUGAAGACGACGCAGCCUUUGAAGCUCGAGUGAAAGAGGAAGAACAGAAGAUAUUUGGUUUGAUGGUAGACAGACAGUCACAGGGCACUACUCCUGAUACCACUCCUGCUAGGACCCCAACUGAAGAGGGGACCCCAACAAGUGAGCAAAAUCCAUUCCUCUUUCAGGAAGGAAAAUUGUUUGAGAUGACCCGAAGUGGUGCUAUUGAUAUGACCAAAAGAUCCUAUGCAGAUGAAAGUUUGCACUUUUUCCAAAUUGGCCAAGAAUCCAAUGAUGAGACUAUCUCCGAAGACUUGAAGGAAGGGGCCACUGGGGCUGAGACUCCACAGAUGGAGACUACGAGUGAGUCACUGGAACUUUCAGAACCCAAAGAAGCAAUGGAUGAUGAAGGAGAAUUACUUCCUGAUGAUGUAAGUGAGGAAAUAGAGGAUUUACCUGCCUCAGAUGCUAACCUUGACUCCCAAGUGAUAAUUUCAGCUUCCUCAGAAACACCCACCAAAGAAGCUAUAUCCACAGUGGCCGAGGAACCCCCCACCACUCAGUGGAGUGAUUCUCUGAGCACUGUGAAGCAGAUACCAUGCCCUACUCUCCCCGAACCUGUUGGUCAGUUGGACUUUUCCACAGUCACUAGGUCUGUUUAUUCGGAUCGGGAUGAUGAAUCCCCAGAUUCUUCUCCAGAGGAACAGAAGUCUGUGAUUGAGAUCCCUACUGCACCCAUGGAAAAUGUGCCUUCUGCUGAAAGCAAACCCCAAAUUCCUAUCAGGACUCUCCCCACUUUAGUCCCAGCCCCUCUGUCUGCAGAGGAUGAGAGUGCAUUUUCUGAUGAUUUCCCAUCUGGCCUAGAUAAGGAUAGUAAGGAGGAUGGAACAAAACCAAAGUCCAAAAUACCCAUCAAAGCACAGGCCCAAAGAACUGAGUGGCAGCCCUCCCAUCCAGACAUAUCUCUCCAGAAGACAGCUGUCCCCCAGGAACAAGACACGCUAAGCAGAGCACCAGAUGGUAGAAGCAAGUCAGAAUCAGAUGCUAGCUCCUUAGAUGCUAAGACCAAAUGCCCAGUGAAAGCCAGAAGUUACAUUGAGACAGAAACAGAGAGCAGGGAGAGGGCUGAGGGGUUUGAGUCAGAAUCAGAAGAAGGAGCCACAAAACCAAAGCUCUUUGCAUCCCGACUGCCAGUGAAGAGCAGAAGCACCUCAUCUUCCGGCAGGACAGGCACGAGCCCCACAAGAGAGAGUAGGGAGCACUUCUUUGACCUUUACCGAAACUCCAUAGAAUUCUUUGAAGAGAUUAGUGAUGAGGCUUCCAAAUUAGUGGACAGGCUUACACAGUCAGAGAGGGAGCAGGAGCCACCUUCAGACGACGAAAGUAGCAGUGCCCUGGAAGUGUCAGUCAUUGAGAAUCUGCCACCUGUUGACACUGAGCACUCAGCUCCCGAGGACAUCUUUGACACAAGGCCCAUUUGGGAUGAGUCCAUUGAGACUAUGAUUGAACGUAUCCCUGAUGAAAAUGGCCAUGACCGAGCUGAAGAUCCCCAAGAUGAGCAGGAGCGGAUGGAAGAAAGGCUGGCUUACAUUGCUGAUCACCUUGGCUUCAGCUGGACAGAAUUAGCGAGAGAACUGGAUUUCACUGAGGAGCAAAUUCACCAAAUUCGAAUUGAGAACCCCAACUCCCUUCAAGAUCAGAGCCAUGCACUGCUCAAGUACUGGUUGGAGAGGGAUGGGAAGCAUGCCACAGAUACUAUCCUCAUCGAAUGCCUCACCAAGAUCAACAGGAUGGACAUUGUGCAUCUCCUGGAGACCAACACAGAGCCUCUCCAGGAGCGCAUGGGCCGCAGCUAUGCUGAAAUAGAACAGACCAUUACACUGGACCACAGUGAAGGGUUUUCAGUACUUCCAGAGGAGCUCUGUGCUGCCAAGGAAAAGAAGGAGCAGGAAGCUUCCAAAGAAAGCGAGUCUAGCGACCACCCACCCAUGGUCUCUGAAGAAGACAUAUCUGUUGGUUAUUCCACAUUUCAGGAUUGUAUCCCCAAAACUGAAGGGGAAAGCCCAGCAGCUGCACUGUCUCCCCAAAUGCACCAGGAGCCAGUUCAACAAGACUUCUCAGGGAAAAUGCAAGACCAGCAGGAAUACUAUGUAACAACUCCAGGGGCAGAAGUGGAAGACACUCAAAAGGCCACAGCUGUUCCUGACUCUCUCUGUAAGACUCCUGAGGACAUCAGUACCCCUCCUGAGGAAGCAAAGUCUUGUGUCCAGACUCCAGUGACUAGUCAACGUGCGUCUCCUAUUGUCCAAGAACCUGAGGAGGCUCCUGAGCCCAAAGAGGAGAAUUCUCCAAGGAAAACCAGCCUGGUCAUAGUGGAGUCAACAGACGACCAGCCUCAGGUCUUUGAAAGACUGGAUGGUGAUUCUGCUUUCCAAAAGGGAGAUGAUAUGCCUGACAUACCCCCAGAGACAGUCACAGAGGAAGAAUAUGUUGAUGAGAAUGGACACACUGUGGUGAAGAAGGUUACCCGGAAAAUCAUUAGGCGGUAUGUAUCCUCUGAUGGCACAGAGAAAGAGGAGAUUACCAUGCAGGGAAUGCCGCAAGAGCCAGUCAACAUCGAGGAUGGGGACAGCUAUUCCAAAGUGAUAAAGCGUGUGGUAUUGAAGAGUGACACCCAGCAGUCAGAGGUGACUUUGUCUGAACCCAGCAUUUUGUCCAGUACCUCACAGUUUCAGGCCGAACCAGUAGAAGGCCGUAGAGUCAGCAAAGUUGUUAAAACAACAAUGGUACAUGGAGAACGGAUGGAGAAGAGCCUGGGGGACUCUAGCUUAGCCACUGACCUUCCUUCAGCCAAAGAUGACUUUGAAGAGGACAACAAUGAAUAAGGCCAGGACACAGAGGAGGGCUGUGGUGAAGGACCAGCAAGGGAAACACAUCAACUUGGAGCACCUGGAGGAUGUUCCCGGAGCACUGGACCAAGACGACCUCCAGCGAGAUCUCCAGCAACUCCUUCGGCAUUUCUGCAAGGAGAACACAAAACAAGAGGCCAAAUGAGGAGCUGCCCAGUUCUCACCAGAAAUCACAAACCCACUUAAUAUACAACUUCCCAUUUCCACGCAGGAGUGACUGAAGCGUCCUAGUUACUAGGAUCCCGUGACAUUUCCACUCUCAGCAAACACACAGCAUCUCCUUUUGCUUCUUUCUCCCCGCCCCUCUCUAACUAUAAGCUAAUUUGUGACCAAAGAUAGCAUCCUUCAUUCCGGAUGCUGUAUCCACUAUUUUGAGCAUCCGUGCUAACCUGGGAACUGGCACCUCCAUUGUUUGCUUCUGCUCAAGCUCCAUGAAAAUCCAUUAAUCAGAAGAACUUCACCUGCAGACUUCUUCAAGUGACAGGGGAAUCCUUCCGAGGACAUCUACGUAUAAUGUAUAUAGCCGAAAUUCUCAGAUGAACAACAAGAGUAAAAUUCAAACCACUGCCUGUCAUAAUUACACUGGGCAUCAUGGAAUAAAAGCCUCUAGAUAUUGCUGAACAAUGGUUAAUUAUGAUAUUGCUAACACAAUCGAAUGGUGAUACAGUUCUACGGAAGGAACACUGCAGACCUAGACACGUCCUUAGAACUUCCAGAGUAGCCAUUGCUCCUUAAGCCUUUGGGAUCAUAAUCUUGAAGAAGGAUCCCAAGGAGCGGUCUCUAGUAUUGGUCAGCCAUAGCUGCUGGCUCUUGAACUGCGACCCUGAGGGUGGGGGAGAAGGGCUCACAGACAAGCAAAAGGAAACAGCGAGGUAUUCUGGUGCUAGAAGUUUCAGGGGUGGUGUUCUAGCACCUUCAGGUGUUUUUGACUUUGGACACGUUGGCAGGGUAUUUUAAAAGCUAUAACUACUGUAGUUUUCCAGUGUUCAUUGCUGCUUUAGCAAACCAUGCUGUCUUACUGGUGGUACUUUCUUCUGGCCACUGCACUGUAGAUAAUUCAUUGGAAGCAAGAUUUAUGCACCACACAAAAGGUUAAAUGCUGUCACCAUGUUGGAGUGGUUUCUUUUCUUUUCUUUUCUUUUCUUUUCUUUUCUUUUCUUUUCUUUUCUUUUCUUUUCUUUUCUUUUUAUUCCCCACUUCCAAGUUGAUCUUUCCUCUAAUACCUACAUGUAGCAUUACACACACACACACACACACACACACACACACACACAGCCCUUCCUAUCACACUAAUGGUUUUCACUCUGAGUUUCUACUUUCUAGCCACGUCUGCUCGUCAGCUUGCAGACAAGAUUGAGAAAUCCUUGGAAAAUUUGGUUCUGAUUAACUUUUUUUGUUGUUUAUUUAUUUAAAACCCAGACACCCUUGGAAACUGAAGUGCAUUUGUGUGACUUUCUGUUUGUUUCAGAGAAGGAACAAUGACAGUCUGAGUGACCCCUGUACCCUAUGUCUAAUCCCUCUAGUGAUUGAAGCUGUGUAGCAUUUUAACAUAUAUAUAUAAAUAUAUUCACAAAUAUAUUCAUAUAAACAGUAUAAGUUUUGAAUCAGUUAUUUGUUAAAGAAAGUAUAUUCAAUGAAGAUGAAAUUAAAAAGAAAGAAAGAAAGAAAGAACAAAAGAAAGAAAGAAAACGGUCUACCCUCCAGAGAUUGCAAUUUUUCCAGUCCUAUCUGGCCUUUUCCUGUGUGCAGAACUGACUCAUUGCUGGGAAUGUCAGACACAAACACGACAAAUAAUAGCACUUCAUCUUUUUAAGUAACAUUGCCAAGAGAAGAGUUUCCUGGGAGAGAGGUUUCCCAUCAGGCAAAAUCUCCUAAGUCCCCAGUACUAGCACUUUCUGGGAUUGAAUAGAAACAAAGUAUUCUUUGGCAUCCAAACUGAGAGAGAGAGAGGCGGUGGCAGCCCUUUUUGAGAUACAUGGUGGCCAUCUUGUAAGACCGUCUGCCCCGGAGCUCAUGAAAAGCCUUUCUGUUGUGUUAUUUGCAGUGCAGAUGACGUCUGUGUGGCAACGUAAUGGUUCUUCACUUUUUUUCUUCGAUUUUUUUUCUUUUUUGCUGUGUUAUCAAAAACUUGAAUACUGUGAGAAGAAGUGAAUUUUCAGUUGAUGAAUCAGCAUCUUGUUCCCAUGGUGAUAACACUAAUUGAAUAUAUCUAUGAGGGCAUGUAUUAGUUAUUGGAAAACAAUACAACACUAACAAUACAUAGCUGCAAUGUUGUACAAUGGCUGAUUUAACUAAAUAAAAUGUCUAAGUGUUAAGUGU